UCACGCUUCGUGGGGCGGGACGAGGAGAAGCCAAACGUAAAGACACCAGGAGUUUCUCGGCCCCAGGUCUGGCUGCUGCCGGGGAGCUCCAAGCCUUGGCGGGUUCUUGCAGCGAAUAGCAGUCUGGGCAGGCGUCAGGCUAGUCCGACGGAGAGUGGGUGUGAUCAGCACUGGAGAAGAUGCCUGCCCCUGCUGCCACAUAUGAAAGAGUAGUUUACAAAAACCCUUCCGAGUACCACUACAUGAAAGUCUGCCUAGAAUUUCAAGAUUGUGGAGUUGGACUGAAUGCUGCACAGUUCAAACAGCUGCUUAUUUCGGCCGUGAAGGACCUGUUUGGGGAGGUUGAUGCUGCCUUACCUUUGGACAUCCUAACCUAUGAAGAGAAGACCUUGUCGGCCAUCUUGAGAAUAUGUAGCAGUGGUCUUGUCAAAUUGUGGAGCUCUUUGACCCUGUUAGGAUCCUAUAAAGGCAAAAAAUGUGCUUUCCGGGUGAUUCAGGUUUCUCCAUUUCUCCUUGCAUUAUCUGGUAAUAGUAGGGAACUAGUAUUGGAUUGAAUGAAUAGUCUUCCAUUUCGGAAACAUUUCUCCACUCUCAUAUUUAUUUUUUUGGUGCCUGCAUGUUUGAAGACUGAAGCAGGCUAAAAGCUCUUGAUGAAAUUUGUGGGUGCUGAAGAUGUUCCCACUAAUUUCCAGCCAUCGCUUUUGGUGGGGUGGGCUUCGCAGGACAGUCUGCCUGAACCUGCCAGUGCUGACCCUGCAGCACUUUCAGCAUAUGCACAUCAAAGUUGGAGACCGCGCUGAACUUAGGAGGGCCUUCACACAGACAGACGUGGCUACCUUCUCAGAAUUAACGGGGGAUGUCAAUCCUUUGCAUUUAAAUGAAGACUUUGCAAAACACACCAAGUUUGGAAAUACAAUUGUACAUGGAGUUUUGAUCAACGGACUUAUCUCAGCUCUCCUGGGAACUAAAAUGCCAGGGCCAGGUUGUGUAUUUCUUUCCCAGGAAAUUAGCUUUCCAGCCCCUUUAUAUAUUGGAGAAGUUGUUUUAGCUUCUGCAGAAGUGAAAAAGCUGAAGCGGUUCAUUGCUAUUAUUGCAGUGUCAUGUUCUGUAAUAGAAAGUAAAAAGACUGUUAUGGAAGGCUGGGUUAAAGUUAUGGUUCCAGAAGCUCCCAAAUCCUGAAAUAUGUGUUUAAAGAUGUAACCUCAAACACCAAUGCUGUAGUUAAAGAGCCUCUGGGGAAAUGGAUUGCUGCUUUUCACCAAAGAAUGGUUGAUAGGCCCAGAAGCCCAUCUUAGUUAGGGGAAGGGAGCAGGUAUAGGGUUGUUCAAAUGCCCACUUUCCGGUUUGGCCUUAUGCUUCAUGCAGACUUGAGUGUAUGCAGGAUUUUCAUUAUCUGCCUGGCUUUUUUGUUUUUUGCUUUUUAAUUCAAGAAGUGGGCUGGGCCCGGUGGCUCAUGCCUAUAAUCCUGGCACUUUGGGAGGCUGCGGCAGGUGGACCACUUGAGGUCAGGAGUCCAAGACCAGCCUGGCCAACAUGGUAAAACCCCAUCACUACCAAAAAAAAAAAAA
Messenger RNA from Macaca mulatta (Rhesus monkey), 1568 nucleotides. RefSeq names its product ribonuclease P/MRP subunit p14 (gene RPP14). NCBI's taxonomy places the organism in Eukaryota, Metazoa, Chordata, Mammalia, Primates, Cercopithecidae. Gene Ontology annotation, biological process: tRNA 5'-leader removal. Gene Ontology annotation, cellular component: multimeric ribonuclease P complex; nucleolus. The record is from RefSeq and is a predicted model, not a curated record. Gene Ontology annotation, molecular function: ribonuclease P RNA binding.